AUGGUCCCAAACUUUUGCGGCGCCCCCGAGGGUCGAACAAGACUAUACCUGCAAACGUUUAAAUCUCUCCAAUAUGAACUGACCAAGGCCAUGGAAGGGCUGGGCAUGGAUGAAGGGGAUGGGGAAGGGAACAUCUUCCCCAUUAUGCAGAGCAUCAUGCAGAACCUCCUGUCCAAGGAUGUGCUGUACCCAUCACUGAAGGAGAUUACUGAAAAGUAUCCAGAAUGUUUGCAGAGUCACCGGGAGUCUCUUCCUCCACAGCAUUUGGAAAAAUAUCAGGAACAACAUAGUGUCAUGGACAAUAUAUGUGAGCAGUUUGAGGCAGAGACCCCCACAGACAGUGAGGCCACUCAGAAGGCUCGUUUUGAGUUAGUGCUGGAUCUUAUGCAGCAGCUACAGGAUUUGGGCCAUCCUCCAAAAGAACUGGCUAGGGAGAAGCCUCCUGGCCUCAACUUUGACCUGGAUGCCCUCAAUGUGUCGGGCCCAGCAGGUGCCAAUGGCGAACAGUGUCUGAUCAUGUGA
Neomonachus schauinslandi (Hawaiian monk seal) is the source of this 522-nucleotide messenger RNA. Its product is annotated as peroxisomal biogenesis factor 19-like. The record is from RefSeq and is a predicted model, not a curated record. Lineage: Eukaryota; Metazoa; Chordata; Mammalia; Carnivora; Phocidae. Gene Ontology annotation, biological process: protein import into peroxisome membrane. The coding region runs from base 1 to 522 and encodes 173 amino acids. The transcript is spliced from 2 exons. Gene Ontology annotation, cellular component: peroxisome; peroxisomal membrane.